Molecule: messenger RNA, 1325 nt
Organism: Magallana angulata
Lineage: Eukaryota; Metazoa; Mollusca; Bivalvia; Ostreida; Ostreidae
Exons: 3
Coding region: 471-1070 (199 amino acids)
Cellular component (GO): plasma membrane
Source: RefSeq, a predicted model, not a curated record
GAUGUGCACUUUUAAAGUAUUUGGUUCGAUUUCAUCAUGACAUACAUGUACGAGUCAUAAACAAAGAAAAAAAAUCCCUGAAAUGUAGAAAGUACCGGUAAAUAAAAAUGCCUUCACUUACUUGGCAUUGGGGAAAAUGUAUGCAAACAAACUUUACAAAUAACUUAAUAUCUUGAUUAAUGGUCCAUAUUCUCUUCAAAGAUAUCAUGAAAACAAUGUACAGUGUAGAGAGUGCUCUUGUUAUGUUUUGUGGCGCUUUCUCCCGUCUUUUGCGAAUUCCUCUGUCUAUGGUAUGCUGGAUAAAAAGAUUGCACAACCAACUAUAUGACACAGAGAAAUACAAUGAAAAACACUAAUGUCAUUGCUUUUGACAACUUGGAAAGAAUUUGGCGCUGUAUCAAGGAGACGUUUGUCAGCAGUUUCAGUAAUCAUACUUCACUUGCGGAACACGGCGGGGACUUGCGUGAACAAUGGCUGGUUGGGGCGCCGCGUCCAUUCCCCUGAGGGUUGCUCUGAUCGUUCUUUGCCUGGCUCUAGUGGUCUUUGUGAUCGGUUUUGCGACCAAAGGAUGGGCCCAUAACAAGUUCGGUACCGAUAUCAUUGCCGAGGCGAUGCGUAUUCCAGUGUACGUGGAACACGAGAUAGGACUCUGGGCUUAUGACGUCUGCUACACAGAGCGAGGCGGCGGCCUGAACAAGUACCUGCGGUACGCCAGGUAUUAUCAGUGCGGCGAUCGUGAUAUUGGACUUUUCAUCGAUGGUUUACGUUGCGGAGACUGGUACCACGCGGUACAGGGCAUCGAGUGCCUGGGGCUGAUUCUGAUGGUCGCUGCCCUCAUUCUUCUCUUCCUCUACUUCUUUGUUCAGUCUAUGAAGCAGAGAAAAUACCUACUUAUCACCAUAGGACUCACAUUUGGCGCUGUCGUGUUCAUUAUAAUUGGUGUCGGAAUUUACGGGUCUAAAAUCAAAGACAUAUAUUACAAGUUGGGAUGGUCCUUUGGCGUGACGAUAGCUGGCGCUGUACUAGCCGCCGUAGCAGGAAUCGCAGAAGUUAUUGUGCUCCUGAAGUGAGAAUAUUUCCUGCUAGAGUGAGCUACCCUGCCUUAAUAUGAAAAGCUGGACAAUGAAAACGUAAAGCGCAAAAUUUUGUUACUAUUUGAAUUUUUUCAAGCGAAAUUUUAAUUUCGGAAUACUGUGAAGUAUUUAAGCUUCAGGAUGUGUAUUUUACUACUUCCCGAAAAAAAUUCACUAUGUUGUGUUAUUGCAUUACUGUCAUAGAGGCUGACUGGUGUUCGAUUCGUUAGAAAUACGAGCGCGGUUUGAUUU